Molecule: messenger RNA, 893 nt
Organism: Zychaea mexicana
Lineage: Eukaryota; Fungi; Mucoromycota; Mucoromycetes; Mucorales; Lichtheimiaceae
Product: cytidine deaminase-like protein
Exons: 1
Coding region: 381-845 (154 amino acids)
Molecular function (GO): diaminohydroxyphosphoribosylaminopyrimidine deaminase activity
Source: RefSeq, a predicted model, not a curated record
GAAGCAUUGAAUGCAGUGGCUUCUUCCUUCUUGUUAAUCCUCAUUAUCAUUGCUCUCUUCCUUCUUGACCAUGCAGACAGUAAACCUUACUCACUCUAAGUAUCGGUAUUGAUACGACGAAUUGCUUAAUAUAGGGCCGUCGGCUCAACCUUCCAUGUAAGUCACGAUAGUCUCCAUGUGAAUGAAGCUUGUUUUUCCAAAAGAGAUAAUACCGGCGUAAACAUCACGGUGCGCAGGCUGAAAGCUCUGAGUCAGGGAGGGGCAACAUGGUUUGUCGUCACACAACACGCCAAAGCAAAAAUAAUUUACACUAGCGCUUGGCUUUUCCUCUGAACUUCUUUUUAUACCUGAAAUCCCUCGGUUCCGCAAAUCAGCACACAAUGAGCCUUACACAAUAUACCCACGAUCCGCGCGAUCGUGAAUUUAUGCAACUAGCGAUCGAAAAAGCAAACGAAUCCAUUCCAGUCGAGAAAGCGUAUUGUGUCGGCGCCGUACUUGUACAAAAUGGCCAACAACUCACCAGCGGUUUUUCACGCGAAAUCCCUGGCAAUACGCACGCUGAAGAAUGUGCAUUGCUCAAACUUAAAGACAUUGAGGAAGCAAAAGGAGGAACAAUGUAUACGACUAUGGAGCCUUGUUCGACACGACUUUCUGGCAACAGACCGUGCACGGAUCGAUUGAUUGAAGCUCAGAUUGCUCGCGUUGUUAUGGGUGUCCGUGAACCGCCAAACUUGGUUCAGUGUACAGGAUUGCAGCAGCUUAGAGACAGUGGGAUUGAGGUCUUCGUAGUGCCCGAUGUGGAGGACGCAUGUUUUGCGCCAAACCAGCAUAUUAUUAAGCACUAGCAUCUAUCAUUGUGUACAUGUUGUCUUUGUUAUUUAAUGGAUAUGUGU